This is a messenger RNA of Ichthyophthirius multifiliis, 1716 nucleotides long. RefSeq lists its product as hypothetical. The record is from RefSeq and is a predicted model, not a curated record. The transcript has a single exon. Gene Ontology annotation, cellular component: mitochondrial envelope. Lineage: Eukaryota; Ciliophora; Oligohymenophorea; Hymenostomatida. Gene Ontology annotation, biological process: mitochondrial electron transport, cytochrome c to oxygen.
AUGCUUUCAAAAAUAUUAAAACUAAAAUAUUCCACAGGUCCAGGACUUUCUCAAUUAAAAUAAUAAUUAACGGCUCCCAUAAAGCAUAUAAAACGUACAUUAGAGCCCACUGGUUAAAACUAUUCCCGUUUGACAAAUACUACCGAAGAAGCUUUCGAUGAAGUUGCCCAUGAAUGGCAAGCCUUAGUAGCCCAUAAUCCAUUCGACAUAAACGUAUUUAAUUACUUAGAAAACACCUAAUCUUCUAACUUUGGUACUGUAGAUAAUCCUUUAGUAGUUUUUACAUCAGAAACGCCUUUUAGAUAUGUCGGAUGUACAGGAUAGAUGAAUGAAGAUGAUUACGAAGGACACGAAUUGAUGUAUUUUAUGUUAAGAGAAGGUCCUAUGUAGAGAUGUAUGGGAUGUGGGCAGGUAUUUAAAUUAGUAAGACUUAGAAAUGAAUUUUCACCGGAAAUGGAUUAUUAUUUAUCGAAUUUUCACCCUUAUGACUCUAUAGAAAUGGGAGAAAGUGAUACUACUGUAAUGAUGAGUCCUUGGAAAUAUUCAAGCCAUUAUGAGUAUUCUUAAUUCGAGACUCCUUCGAAUAAUGUAUAUUCGAUGAUUAAUCCAGAUGAACAUGAUAGAAUUUUAGUAGAUCCUGCUUUUAGGUUAGAAAGAACAAAAAAAUUAGAGGAAAAACUAAAAGUUUAUACAGGCAGUUUGAGGGAAGUGGAGAGGAAAUUCGAAGAAAAAUACGGAUAAGGAGUGAAUUUAAUCCCUUUAUCAAAGACUACUUACGAAACUAUGAUUGACGUUGAAUUAGCGAUAAAAAAAUUAGAUAGAAAUUUCAGGAAAGUAGCUAGAUUUUAAAAUAGAUAGUUUUUAGACAGGGAAAAUCAUGAGAGAAGGGAAAAGAGAAUGAAAGAAAAAGAAAGGGAAAGAUGGGAUGAAAAUUAUGCGUUUUAUACUGGAAAUUUAACUGAGGAAGAAUAAAAAUAUAGAGAUUAUUAUAUGACUGAGUUAGAAAAUUACCCAGAAGAUGAAGUUUAGGAAGGACUUUUAGAUAAAUAGGAAAUUUUAUAAUAAGAAGGAAGAUAUAAAUUAAGCAAAUAUGAUUUUUAAGAAUAAUAUACUAGAAAUGCAGAAGAUGAUUAAAGCUCUAGUUUAUAAAAGAAAAUAUUUAGCUUCAAAUAUAGAAUGGCUGCGGAUUCUUUGGAAGAUUUCUAAAGGAAAAAUACCAGAAUGAUUCAGAGAUAAAUUGAAAGAUACGAUAAAAAUUAAGAAUAUAUGGGAGUUUUAUAAGCUUUAGCGAAUAGGUCGUUGGAUAAAAACUGGAAUGGAGUAUAAGAUGGAUUAGAUAUGAAAUAUCUAGAUAUAGUAGUGUAAGAAAGUGCUCUUUUGCAUAAUGAUUAUUAUGAAAGUGAAGGUGAAGAUAUGAAAAUUAAUAUAGAAAAUGUGUCUAGUGUAGAAAAAUAGGCUUUAGUAUCCAAUUAUGAGAAUUUCUUGGCUCCAAAAAUAAAUUAAGGAAGCUUUUAGUUGAUUCCGAAAAGAUAAUGGGAAAAUGCGUUUGGAGUUUGGGAAAAUAUGGUGAUGGAAUUAUAGGAUUAUUAAUAAGUUAUUUAACCUAAAUCUAGUUAAUUUGCUGUAUAAUAUUAGAUUUAAUAAUAAAUGCCUUUAGGUAAGUAAGAAUUAGUUGAAGCAGGGCUUUUAGUUGAUGAGAAAAAUAAAGAAAAUUGA